AGCCAAAUUAGUUUUCGACGAACCGUCGAAGUUGGAAGAUACGUUCUCAAUCAUGGCGAACAAACUGGUGCUGGUGGCCCUGUUGGCGCUGGCCGCUGUGGCCGUUGCCCAAAGGAAGCCCAUCAAUGUCGAUCCCGUCGUAGAGAAGAUGCUGGAUGUGUUCCCAAUGCCAGAUAUCCCCGAAGGAUACAAAUCGUCCAAUGCACGCACGAUUGGCUAUAAGUUCCGCACCCGUCUGGAUCACUUCAAUCCUCAAAACCGCGCCACUUUCGAGUUUGAAUACUACUCCAACGAUGCGCACUACAGUCCUGGAGGCCCUAUCUUCAUCGUCGUCGGUGGAAGCUUCCCCCUGAAUUCGUACUUCAUUGAACAUGGACACUUCCACGACAUUGCCAGUUACGAGCAUGCGUGGUUGUUCUCCAAUGAGCACCGAUUCUAUGGACACAGCAUCCCUACUCCUGAUCUCGAGGUCGAGAAUCUCCGUUACCUGACUGUCGAACAGGCAAUGGUUGACUUGGCCGAAUGGGUUCAUCACCUGCGUCAUAAUGUGGUUCGCGAUGAUAAUGCUCGAGUCAUUUUGCUGGGAUGGGGCUAUUCUGGAGCGAUUGCCACGUGGAUGCGUCAACGGUAUCCUCAUCUGGUUGAUGGUGCCUGGAUUUCCAGCGGACAAGUCGAGGCCCGCUUCAACUUCAAAGAGUACGCAAUGGAAAUCGGUGAACUGAUCCGCGAGCACGGAUCGAAUGAAUGCUACAGCCAAAUCUGGAGGGCUUUCCGCACGGCGGAGAAUCUCUUGGAUGUUGGAUUGAAUACUACGGUCACGGAGCUAUUCAACACCUGCGAACCAAUCGAUACGGAUACUAUGCUGGAUGUUGAGACUUUCUUCUUCCACGUCAAGACUGCCUUGCAAUCGGCAAUCCUAGACGACCUGGACACAGAAUCAACCACAAAACUGUGCGAGAAAUUGUACAACAGUACGGAAACCACCGAUCUUCACAUAAUUGGCGCUUGGGUUCAGGAGCACUACGACUACCUAAAUUGCAUGCCAUUUGACUUUGAUGCUGCCGUAAGAACCCUGAAAUACACCGAUAACGAGUACCCGGAAAAUUCCGUCUAUGGUCUACGCGCACGCACCUAUCAACUUUGCACGGAGUUUGGUUGGUUCCUGACUGCGGAUUCCCCGGAUCAGCCUUUCGGCUAUCGCGUCACCCAGUACUUCUUCUUGAACAUCUGCAAAGCCGUGUUCGGCGAAUGGCUCACCAGUGAAGUGGUUGUCGAUGGAGUCCACUUGACCAACAUGCACUUCGGUGGUCAAAACCCCCGGAUCUCCAAUGUACUGUUUACCAACGGAGGUUACGAUCCCUCUCGCGAUGUUUCGAUCACUGAGUAUUACCAGGCAGGGUCCAGCGCCAUGGUUAUUCCGGGUUACUUUCACACUGAGGAUCUGUACUCGAUCAGUGGCUACGACUCACCCGCCAUGCUCGAAGCCAAACACUAUGUACAGCUGUUCAUCGAGAGCUGGCUUUUUGAACCGAUUGUUCCAGUUUAAGCAAAUCAUUAGAACAGAGUUAUCUUGACAUGGUCACUAGUUAGUUGUAAUUUGGUAA
Molecule: messenger RNA, 1604 nt
Organism: Ochlerotatus camptorhynchus
Lineage: Eukaryota; Metazoa; Arthropoda; Insecta; Diptera; Culicidae
Product: putative serine protease K12H4.7
Exons: 2
Coding region: 53-1546 (497 amino acids)
Biological process (GO): proteolysis
Molecular function (GO): dipeptidyl-peptidase activity; serine-type exopeptidase activity
Source: RefSeq, a predicted model, not a curated record